Molecule: messenger RNA, 849 nt
Organism: Lodderomyces elongisporus
Lineage: Eukaryota; Fungi; Ascomycota; Pichiomycetes; Serinales; Debaryomycetaceae
Exons: 1
Coding region: 1-849 (282 amino acids)
Cellular component (GO): intracellular anatomical structure
Molecular function (GO): oxidoreductase activity, acting on NAD(P)H, oxygen as acceptor
Source: RefSeq, a predicted model, not a curated record
AUGCAAUUUUUUUCACUUAUCAAGCCAGAGACAGAUGCCAACAGAGAGGUGCCUUCGCCUACAUUCAACUUGUCCAAGAACAUAAUUGAGAGAUUUUCACUCAAGGGUAAAGUCACUGUUGUUACUGGUGGUGCUGGUGCUAUUGGCUCGUGCAUUGCCGAGGGUUAUGCACAAGCUGGUGGUGAUGUUGUCAUUUUGGACCACGCCCACAGUGAUGAGGGACUCAGUGAACGUCUUGCUUCUACAUACAAGGUUCGCUCGAAAUUUUAUCAAAUCGAUGUUACCAAUGCUGAGCAAGUGAAGGAGGUCAUCAGCAAAAUUGUUGAUGAAUUUGGCCGCUUGGAUGUAUUUGUUGCUAAUGCAGGUAUUGCAUGGUAUACUGGCUCUAUCUUGAACCCCGACUCAACCCCAGAGAACUGGAGACGUGUCUUUGACGUUAAUGUCAAUGGUGUAUUUUAUUGUGCAAAGUAUGCUGGAGAGGUUUUUCAAAAGCAGGGCAGCGGUUCAUUGAUUAUUACCGCAUCUAUCUCAGCACACAUCAAUAACGUGCCCAACUAUCAAACAUGUUACAACUCAGCUAAAGCAGCUGCAAUGCACAUGGCCAAAGGUUUGGCCGUUGAGUUUGCAGGUUUUGCCAGAGUUAACUCGGUGAGUCCGGGAUACACAAAUACAUUGUUGUCAGCACCAAUACCUAAAGAGCAGAGGGCUAAAUGGUGGGGCUUGACACCAAUGGGUAGAGAGGCCGAGCCAGAUGAGUUGGUUGGAGCAUAUUUGUACUUGGCUAGUGAUGCAUCGAGUUUUACAACAGGGUCAGAUAUCAGAGUUGAUGGUGGCUACUGUAGUGUAUAA